This is a messenger RNA of Penaeus monodon (black tiger shrimp), 1380 nucleotides long. RefSeq lists its product as uncharacterized. Lineage: Eukaryota; Metazoa; Arthropoda; Malacostraca; Decapoda; Penaeidae. The transcript is spliced from 2 exons. The coding region runs from base 714 to 1367 and encodes 217 amino acids. The record is from RefSeq and is a predicted model, not a curated record.
GCAAUAAUGAAUAACAUUAAUAAUACAGUAAUGAUAAAUAUCUUGCGAACAACAAUAGUCAACUUAAAGAUAUAUUUAUAUCAUUAUAGUUAUAAUUAUAAUAAUUAUCAUCAUCAUCAAUAUCAUCAUUCUACUAUAUGAAAGUGUAUCGAAAAAAAAUACUUCAGACCCGGCAGCCUCCCCGUAAUGAAGAUGGGAUGCUGAGGAAAAUAGAGCAUGACAGACAGACGAAUUACUACAUACAUUUAUAAUCACAAACAGGUAUUCAAACUUCAAUAUUUAAUCCGUGUCAUUUAAAACCCAGUUUCUGCUCUUAUAUGCUAAAACUUUUGGAGAAGCGCAAAUGAAAUAUAAGGAACAUUUUUCUACAACGCUGGCAAUUGAAUUACAUAAGCUCAUUUUCAAUUCAAAUUGUACUUCCCUUAGUGUUUUUUUUUUUUUUAGUUUUGUUACUACUGUUGAAUUAUCGACGGCAGUUAUUUCACAUGAACAUUCAUUCAUGGACCAGCUGAUUUUAACGACUCAUAAAAGGCACGCUGGCAACUAUAUUCCGCUUCCGGAGCAAACAGACAAGCGCUGUGUGACCGACUCCUUUGAGGGACAAGUGGAGGGCCCUCGUUAACGGUGGGGCCUGGGAGGUCGUGCAUCUGCGGCAUAUAUGACUCCACAAAUAAGCUGACUUUCACUUUGCUGAUCUGGAUAGUGUUGGGAAGAUGACAGAGGCCAGGCCACCGCUCUUGCCUUUGUCACAGCAUCGUCAGGAUGAUCCAUCAUCACUCAAACGCCCUCUCGCUCUUGAAGGAGGGCACUUCACUCCGCCAAGGAAAAAGAGGAAAUUAUACCGUCCACACGCAGGGGCUAUCUUGGGCAGAGCAGCAGCCAGGUGGUUCAAGAGUGCAAGGAACACCUGCGAAUCCAAGGCCUGCCAAACGCCCGUAGUGUCCAUUCCGCGCCUUCCUGUGGGCUGCCGAUCCUUCCCUGUGCCCUGGGGAAGGAAGCAACGCACCGCGUCUUCGGGAACUCAGACCUGCGCGAGUGAUUAUCUUUCAAGGAAGACCUCGCACCUGACCGAGCUCUUCGAGAAGCACGAAGAGAAGGUAAGAUGUUCUUUUAACAACGAAUAUGUAAAUAUAUAUAGGAAAUGGUCAAGUGAUUUUAUACCUUUGGAGAGCGAGGGCGUGACGGUGUGUGAGCAGACGGAGGGCGGGCGCACCGUAGCGACCAACACGCGCCACGUCGGGUGGCGGAGCUCCGCGCAGCGCUCCCGCCGAAGGCAAAGCUGGCUGAGGGCGGCCCGCGGGUGGUCACGCGCCGGCAGGAGGACAGACGCCUCCACGCAGACGGAGGAAAGGCAGAUUGAACAAUAAACAUGACAUUUUA